AUGUCCUCCCCCCGCUCUGCCGUACACAUCCCCCAGCCUCCCGCUUUCCUCGACAGCGUCUGCCUCCGCGACAUCGAGCUCCCACUCCCUGCAGCCCCAGACCCAUGGCACCGCCCCGACAAACCCCAGCCCUGCACUGCAAGCCUAAAGCUCUCCUACUCCUCCGCGAUCGCUGCCGCAGAACAAGACGAUGUCUCGUUGUCACUCGACUACGGCAAACUCUUCCGCCGCCUGGAGAGCGACAUCCGUGACAUGGCCCACCACAGCACGUCGCCGGAGCACCCUCACCACCGCAUGAUCAGCGUCGACGGCACGCAGCGCGAGGAAAUGAAGGUCAGCGAGGUGGGCCAGGAUCCCCGCGUCACGGCCGGGAUCGUGGCGAAUUGCGGUCUCGGUUUGCUGGACGAGACGGCCGCCGGCGUGCGCCGCAUGGCGCAUGUGCACCAAAGUCCGCGGAAUAGCUUCUCGGGUGCGCCGCCUCCCGUACCUGCAGCGGCUUCUUCGUACCCGAUUGCAGCGGACUAUGGAAAGUGCGAGGUGUGGCUGCAUUUGCCGAAGGCACUGCUGCGCGCGGAAAACGGGCUCAAGUAUCGCAGCGUGACGGUAUGGGGCUAUAAGGGUGGGGCGGAUGCGGAGGCCUUGGACUCGGCGGCGCGGUCUCCUGUUGUAUUGGAGGAGGAGUUCCGCAUUGAGGGUAUCCGCUGCUACUGCAUUCUGGGGGUGAACUCGCAUGAGCGGGUUGAAAAGCAGGCUGUUAUUAUUUCGCUGGGCUUCGAGGGGCCUGGGCAGUUGGCUUGGGGGUCGACUGCUGUCGAUACGUACGUGGCUAUGACAAGGGCCGUUGCCGAGAAAGUCGAUGAGACCACGUUUCAAACCGUCGAGGCGCUGGCAACUUUCGUGGCUCGCAUCGUCACAGUGGACUUUGGCAACGAGCGCGUGACGGUGUGCGUCGAGAAGCCUAGUGCCUUGGCGUUUGUUCAGCGCUCUGGCGUUGAGAUCACUCGGUCGCAGGCAUUCUUCGAGAGCCACGAGGUGGCGCGCCGGUGA
Molecule: messenger RNA, 1047 nt
Organism: Penicillium canariense
Lineage: Eukaryota; Fungi; Ascomycota; Eurotiomycetes; Eurotiales; Aspergillaceae
Product: dihydroneopterin aldolase family protein
Exons: 2
Coding region: 1-1047 (348 amino acids)
Biological process (GO): folic acid-containing compound metabolic process
Cellular component (GO): cytoplasm
Molecular function (GO): dihydroneopterin aldolase activity
Source: RefSeq, a predicted model, not a curated record